AUGUAUAUCAAAGGCGUUUCAUGGAUUCGUCGUAAGGACUUUCAAUUACUAACAGUUGGAUUAUCAACCCAUAGUAGUGAUAAAAGAUUUCUUGUCGAGCACACGCGUCAUAUGGGGCACUGGUCAUUAAGAAUAAAGUCUGUACGUGACAGCGAUCGGGGGUUAUAUGAAUGUCAGUUAUCAAUAUACCCUACAGAAUCAAUUUUUGUAGAACUGAAAGUUGUUGAAGCUGUUGCAGAAAUCGUCGGAGCACCGGAUUUGCAUAUUGAUGAAGGAUCCUCUCUUCGAUUAGAAUGUAAACUUAAGAAGGCAACAGAAAAUCCUGCUUUUGUUUUCUGGUAUCAUAACAACAAAAUGGUUAACUAUGAUGAACAAGAGGGGUUUUCUGUUACUUCGACUGCAGUGGUGGAUACCGCUAUACCAAGAGGAACUCAAAAUUCAGAAAACUCUUUAAUUCUAUCGAAUAAAAAACUUAACAGUGAACGGAGUGAAAGCAAGGACAAAGAACAUAUUACUAACAAAACAAAGAUGUCUAAGUCUCAGCUAUUUCCAUAUUUAUUAUCACCUACAUCCAGCAUAUUGAAUUUAGAGGUAGUAAAUUUUCAUCAUGCAGGUAACUAUACUUGUGCUCCUUCAAAUGCCAGAGCAGUAAGUAUUACUGUGCACGUUCUACGAGGUAAGCAAAUUCAAAAUCACUUAACAUACAUAUGUAUAUACUUGUAUUACAUAUUCAUAGUUUUUAUUUAUACUUACACCCCUAUUCUGUGCACUUGACAAAUUCAACAUCGUACUGAUUUAUCAAGAUAGACCAUCUUAUACCAUGUUCCGACCGACCCUUAAUCAUUAGAUUUAGGCUGUUGAGUGGUUUAUCUCACUAAUCCUCUGGAUUUAGCAAAAUAAAAACAUACAAAAAUUACACUUGUUAAUCAUCUCACCGAGGUGAUUUGAAACUAAUCAACAUGAAAUCUCCGUAUGUAACUCUGAUUUAUAUGCUCUGAUAUCGCCAUCGGUUUGUCAGUAGUUAAAUUAUCAAGCUGAUUUUAGCACUAUGAACUGUCAAAGUGAAAAAACUUAAAAAUAAACGUGCAACAACCAAUUUAGCUUUAAAAAAAAAACAAGCAAAA
This is a messenger RNA of Bactrocera oleae (olive fruit fly), 1124 nucleotides long. Lineage: Eukaryota; Metazoa; Arthropoda; Insecta; Diptera; Tephritidae. The record is from RefSeq and is a predicted model, not a curated record.